AUGCAGCGCGAGUCCGAGGUGCUGCGCAGCUUCCUGCGCUUCGACAUCGGCGGCGCAGACUCGGACGGGGAGGCGGAGGCGGGCCGCGACAGCCCGGGGCCCGCGGCCAGGGCCUUCCGCCGCGCCGCCGCCGCCGCCGCUGGCUCGGCCGCACCAGCGUCGAGACGCCGCCCCCGCUCGCAGCCGCUGCCGGUGCCCAUGGAGGGCGGGAAGAAGCUGUCGCCCUUCCAGCAGAUCAUGCGGGAGAUCAAGAUGAAGCGCAACGCCGCCAACUCGCGCGCCUCGCGCUCCAGGAGGUCGCGGCGCGUGGUGCAGGAGGAGGAGUACACGGACAAGGACCGCGCCGCGGCCGCCAACAUGGGCUCCCGCGACAUCAAGCAGUCGCUGCGGCUGAAGCGCAAGCAGGAGCGCAGCCGCGCGCUGCAGAUACCCGAGGAAGCGCGGCCCGGUGCGCUGCUCGCGCUGGGCAGCCGCGAGAUGCGGCGCGGCAACCUGCGCACCGCCAUCGGAUUCGUCCACAAGGCGCUGGAGCUGAACCCGCGCGACAAGAACGCGCUGGUGUGCCGCAGCAAGUGCCACCUGCUGAUGGGCGAGCCGCAGCUGGCGCUGCACGACGCAGAGGCCGCGCUGCGCAUCGACAAGAACUUCGUCAAGGCUAUCUUCCAGAAGGCGGAGGCGCUGUACAACACGGGCGACUUCGAGCACAGCCUGAUGUUCUACCACCGCGGACAGCGCCUGCGCCCAGAGCUCGACGCCUUCCGGCUGGGCGUGCAGAAGACGCAGCAGGCCAUCCAGAACACCAUCGGACAGGCGCUGACUGGCCCCGAAGCGAGACGGGCUCUGCGCUGCCAGUCGGCCCGGCGGCCGUCCGAGGAGGAGGCGAGCAGCGGGGGCGGCGGAGGCGGCAGCGGCGCCACCAGCACGGGGCCCGCCUCCAGGUCCGGCUCUGGGGCCAGCGGCGGGGGCGGCAGCCGGUCUAGGGAGCGCGCCAGGUCCCCCAGCGGCCGCCGCCUGCUGGGCGAGCUCUGCGUCGACAAGGAGUACCUGGAGCAGCUGCUGCAGAACCCCGAUAUAAACAGUCUGCAGCCGAACGGUGCCAACAUCAUAGCUGCUGAAGCUGAGGAGGCGGUCUCGUUUCUAAAAACGCGGCAGGAGUUCUGGCGACAACAGUACCCAAUCAGCAUUAACGCAUCGAAACUGAAGACACACAGAAACUAG
Molecule: messenger RNA, 1218 nt
Organism: Schistocerca serialis cubense
Lineage: Eukaryota; Metazoa; Arthropoda; Insecta; Orthoptera; Acrididae
Product: outer dynein arm-docking complex subunit 4-like
Exons: 7
Coding region: 1-1218 (405 amino acids)
Cellular component (GO): cytoplasm
Molecular function (GO): protein binding
Source: RefSeq, a predicted model, not a curated record